AUGCAGGCCGUCACCGCGUCUCCCAGGUCAAGGGAGAGUAGGAAGGCUCGGGAGGUUUAUCUACCUUCAAAGACACACUCAUUUUUCGAGACACGAUCAUCAACCGCAAGACCAGUCUCAGAGGCAACAGAGAUAUUCGACACCGAUUUCGAAACGGACAGUGAGUUUGAGGAGGAGGCAAGUCAUAAACGCAGCUUCGAUUCGGAGGACAGCAGGAGACGAAGUCAGACAACCAUAUCUUCCUACGAUGAAGCGCCAACUCCAAGCUCAGGUCGAAGUCAGAGACAAUUUGAGAUCCGGUUCAAGCCGGUCGAGGGUCCAAAGGGACCUCACCUGUUCCGAGCUUCGCAGACUUCAGUUGAGCUUGACUUCGAGUAUGCCUUGCAGAUGUCGCCCAUGCUACCCAAGGAGGCACCGGCAAGGACAGAGACUGCCUUCUCCCACGACACCGUCACACCAACCAGCCAGCAACAGCAGGGUAGCUUCUCGAUAGACGCUGCUCUGGCGGAGACGCGGUGCACAGACAACUACCAGGAAGACUAUGUCAGGUUCUGGACCACCCAUCAAGUCGUCGACUGGAUGGUUGCCAAGGACAUUGACGCUCCCAUCAUCGAUACCUUUGAGCUCAACGACAUCAGUGGCGCUGCUCUCAUGGACCUGCAGUUCGAGCAUCUCAAGGAGCUUGAUAUCCAAUCUCUCGGCAAGCGCCUGACAUUGUGGAAUGAGAUCUGCCAGCUUCGCGGUGGUGAAGGUGCCUUGAGUCCACAGCCAACGCCGUUCCAGGAUGUCAGCAGGCCAUGUACCGCAGUACCUACUUCAUCGCCAAGUCGAGGUCGCGGAGCCAACCGAAGCUCAGACGACGGUGAUGCCACACCAAUCUCGGCCCCUGCUGGUAAGAAACGGCGAGGUCGAAAGCCAUCGAAGAACCGCGACAUUGUCACACCUGCAGAGUCCGUCUCCAUCGUCGCAAUUGAACAGCUUAUGCCCAAGCCUCACAAGUGCGACAAGGGAGAGCGGUGUGGCAAGUGGAGAAGGCAGCAACGCGAGAUCAAACAGCUUCAGGACGACCAUGGUCUGGGUACCUUUCCCAUCAGCCCUCGAAAGGGUGGUCACGUCUUUGUCUUCGGCGAUCCUGGCAACGCUGGCACAGCAGCAAACAUCGUUCCCAACGUUCACAAGCAACAGAUCGACGAGUCCGGCACGCUUACGUCUGACGUCGUCCCAUCGCUCGUCGCCUCAUCAGACGCACUUGGUCCUGGACAUCUACCCGAAUUCGCAUUACAUGAACACUACCUUGAUCACUUGGAGAGUCGCGAUCCACAAGACAACGUCAGACAGUUCCUAAACUUCCAGCACAUGCAGGUACCCAGUGACGGACCAGCCACGCCGCCAGAAGAGCUCGCCCAUCCCGGCUCAAUCGGCCGCUCUGAGUCCGUACCACUGUUCCCAGCACAGCACUAUCAAGCAUACCCAUCCCUCAACCCCAAUCUACGCUCACACACUGCAGCUCCACGGGAGAGCCACAGACCCUUACAACGGGAGAGCCACAAAGCCGUACAACGCGAAAGUCACAAAGACCUACCACGGCUGGAGAUCCCACGACCACCCAGUGCCGGUCCCACGGUCAACGCAGGAAGAUCCGCCAACUCCUGCCGCACUGGCUCGCCAGCAGACGUCUACCGCUUCGGCACCCCAGCCUCAGAGAUGGACAUCCCGCUCACCGCCAUCCCAACCGGCCCCGUUGCACGAGACACCUCCCAGUCCGUCCCACCCAACAUGCAGUACCGCCAGCAAUCACCCCUCUCCCGCUCUCAAUCAACCCGCAUCACUCCCACAUCCCACCGCCGGCCCUCCGCGACCCCUCUCGCCGCAGUCAAAGAACACGAAGUCCUCCCCACCAGUGCCUCCGCCCGUCCCAGCUUGAGCGCCCACCCCAGCAGCGACUCCGCCAGCAGCGCCACCUCGUCGGGCAAACAGUCCAUCCCCGACCCAGCCCACCACGUCCCGAACACGCAAACCUUCGGCUACGGCUCCGACUGCACGCACGCCGGCUGGAUGAAGAAGCGCCGCACGAAGAUGCUCCGCCACGAAUGGCAGGACGCGCAUUUCCGCCUCAAGGGCACUUCGCUCGCCAUGCACGACUCCGCGCGCCUAUCCGCCGUGGCAAAGGACACGAUCAACGUCGAGAACUACGCCGUCGCUUGCUCCUCGGUGGCAUCAACCAACAAGCUCAGUGCGGCGAUGAAGGCUUUCACGAUCAAACACAACAACAACAGCAACGGUAGUCCCGAGAAAGCCGGCAAAGCUGGCGGGGAGCACGACCCUACCGCCUUCGCGUUCCAACUGGUGCCGAGUAGAGAUGGGGAUAGGCGGGUGGCGGCGAGCGGGAAGACGCAUCACUUUUCGGUGAAGAACAAGGAUCAGCGGAUCGAUUGGAUGAGGGAGAUCAUGUUGGCUAAGGCGCUGCAGCAGAAGGGCAGGGGGUUUGAUGUGGAGGUCAAUGGGGUCAUGCGGUAG
Saxophila tyrrhenica is the source of this 2517-nucleotide messenger RNA. RefSeq lists its product as uncharacterized. The transcript has 2 exons. The record is from RefSeq and is a predicted model, not a curated record. Lineage: Eukaryota; Fungi; Ascomycota; Dothideomycetes; Mycosphaerellales; Extremaceae. Gene Ontology annotation, molecular function: protein binding. Bases 1 to 2517 code for a protein of 838 amino acids.